Aedes albopictus (Asian tiger mosquito) is the source of this 2991-nucleotide messenger RNA. RefSeq names its product beta-mannosidase (gene beta-Man). Gene Ontology annotation, molecular function: beta-mannosidase activity. Gene Ontology annotation, biological process: glycoprotein catabolic process. The record is from RefSeq and is a predicted model, not a curated record. The transcript is spliced from 7 exons. Bases 208 to 2955 code for a protein of 915 amino acids. Lineage: Eukaryota; Metazoa; Arthropoda; Insecta; Diptera; Culicidae.
UACUUUAGUUCGUGCUCGUCGCUGGGACGAAUCGGUUCGGCCUGUAUCCAACGAACGCGUUUUAUUUUCAAGUUCCUCGUUCCCGUAUAAGCCCUAUAACCGAGUUAGCGAAAGACCAAAGGUUAUCGGUACAUCGAAAAUUUGUUUUCUGUUUACGGUCAGUCAAAUUUACAUUAUAACAACUAGAUGUCUCAUUUUCAGAUUUGAAUGGGGAUGUUGGACACACUGAAAUUCUUCAUAUUCGUCCUACUGUUGCUUAUCACAAUACUACUGAAUCAAAAUGUCACAUCGAAAAAAUCCGGUGAGCGAGAUAUCAGCCAGUUUUGGCGCAUCGAGAACGAAAAUGGAACACUCAAGAUAGAAAAUCAAACGAUUCCUUCGGGAAUAUACAGCGCACUGGAGCAAGCCCUGAUCAUCGAAUCGGUGCUGGACUUCAAAAACGAUUUGACCACAAAAUGGAUAGCCCGUGACAAUUGGACGUACUCUGUGCCCCUGACGUGCAACAUUAAAGAGCUCAACUUUACCAACGUGGUGCUAACGCUCCAUGGAGUGGACACAUUCUCGAAGGUAUACCUCAACGAGGAAUUGUUGGGCGAAACAAGCAACAUGUUCGUUCGUUACAGAUACAACGUGAAGAAUGCGCUCCGGAACGAGUGUAAAAACUCCCCGGAACUGCGAAUCCAAAUCCGAUCGCCCGUUUCGGAAGCGUCUCUGCUGGCAUCUCAGUACGACCAACUGAAAAUAGUUCCGGAAUGCCCCCCGCCGCGGUACAACGGAGAGUGUCACGUGAACAUGAUCCGCAAGAUGCAAGCCAGCUUUGCCUGGGAUUGGGGCCUGGCAGUACCUUCAAUGGGGUUAUGGAAACCGGUACGGUUGGAGUAUUACGAUUCCGCGAAAAUUCGGGACAUCACAUUUGCGCUGUUCGACGAGGAGACCCACUGGAGGAUGCUGGUUGGAGUGUAUCUAGAGUCCGGAACCACAAAACGGAAGCUUCAGGGGACUUUGAUGUUCAAAAUAUUAGGGGUUCAAUUGGAAAACGAAAUCGUCAACGUGAGCAAGAACAGUGACGAAUCGGGAGAGCUCUUUGUAGAGCAUACACUGAAGGUCAACAAAACCUCGGUAGACCUUUGGUGGCCGAAUGGCUAUGGCCGACAGAAACUGUAUAACCUCUAUGUGAAGUGGGAAGAUAAUGCAAUCAACAACGUUCAGCUUCAUUAUCGGGAAACGUUGAUCGACGAGAAGGUCAUACGAAUCGGUUUUCGAACCAUCCAACUUAGCCAGGAACGAACCUCCGAUGGACUUAUGUUCUACUUCAUCGUUAACAGCGUCCCUAUGUUUAUGAAGGGGUCAAAUUGGAUCCCUUCAUCGGUGUUACCGGAAAGCUCGUAUGAUGAAAACUACGUCAAAUUUCUCCUGUAUGCCGCACGUGAUGCCAACAUGAACAUGCUGCGAGUAUGGGGCGGUGGAGUGUACGAGAGCGACUACUUCUACCAGCUUGCUGACGAGCUGGGAAUUCUAAUUUGGCACGACAUGAUGUUCGCGUGUUCCAUGUAUCCCGCAAACGAAGCCUUCCUGAACAGUGUUAAGGUCGAAGUCAUCCAAAACGUUCGACGAAUUCAGUACCACCCGAGUAUUGCAAUUUGGGCCACUAACAAUGAAAACGAGGUGGCUCUACGUCAGAACUGGUACGGAACGAAUGUGAACGAGGACGUCUACAUCGAGGAAUACAAGAAGUUAUAUGUCAGCGUGAUACAACCUAGGAUUGCCAAAGUGGACAAAUGGCGUGCUAUUCUGAUCUCUUCACCAUCCAAUGGAGAUCAGUCGACCAAAGAAGGCUACAUUUCUAAGAAUCCUCAGGAUCCACUUUACGGUGAUGUUCACUAUUAUAACUACAUACAUGAUGGUUGGAAUCCAGUCAUCUACAGAGGAGGACGUUUCAUAUCAGAGUACGGUUUCCAAUCAUUCCCGGCACUUACCAGUUGGCCUGUACGGGACCUAAGAAAUGAAGAGCUAACAGACCUGAUUGAACAUCGCCAGCACAGUCCGUUGGGAAACGUCCCAAUUCUUCAUAUGAUCGACGAAAACCUCCCGAUGCCAAGUAACGAAUCCGCCGACUAUUGGCGGGACAUCAUCUACCUCAGUCAGAUUUCGCAGGCUAUGAUCGUCAAAACGGAAACUGAAGUGUACCGGUCGAAAAGAAUCGAGCACGGCACAAUGGGCGCACUCUAUUGGCAACUCAACGAUGUCUGGAUAGCUCCAUCCUGGUCUAGUAUAGAAUACGGCGGAAAGUACAAGAUCCUUCAGUACUGGAUAAAGGACGUUUUCGCGCAAAGUCACGUCAUAGCGUACAUCAACGCUAUGAAUAAGUUAGAUGUCUAUCUAGUUCGGGACACUUUGGGUUCGGAUGAAGUAUGGACUGUUGAGGUUAAUAUCCAUCAGUGGGAUAAGUUUAUGCGUGUUGACAACCUCACUUUCCAUUCCAUCAAAGUUCCAGAAAAUACAGUCGUACGAAUAGGAACCUACGACAUCUACGACCACUUGCGCCAAAAGAAUAUGGAUCCCAAAGAGCAUCUUUUGCUGAUCAAUCUGCUCCGAGAUGGCACCAAAAUAGCCGAGAAUGUUGUGCUGCUGAAAAAGAUCAAAACUGCAACGCAGAUAGCAGAUCCUUCUCCCAGACUCACGAUAGCCGCGGUCAACUGUAAUGCGGCCACCAAUGUGGUGCACGUGAGCCUAGAGGUGGUCGUUAGUUCACCGGCAGUGUUUUUGUACAUGGAUCUGACCCCGGAGAACAGUUCACUAAAGCAGUGUCAGUUUUCCAAAAAUGGAUUCCUCCAGUUUACACCCAUACAGACCGUCCACCUGAAGUGUGUUGAUAUUGGGUGCAAAUCUAAACUACAAGCUAGCGACAUUGAGAUAUUGACGGUCAAUGAUUUAUUAUUGCGGCAGACUAACUAGCUGAUAUAUGUGGCAAUAAAGUAUAUUUAAAUGAGA